This is a messenger RNA of Rana temporaria (common frog), 1639 nucleotides long. RefSeq names its product fructose-1,6-bisphosphatase isozyme 2. Gene Ontology annotation, cellular component: cytosol; cytoplasm. Lineage: Eukaryota; Metazoa; Chordata; Amphibia; Anura; Ranidae. Gene Ontology annotation, biological process: gluconeogenesis; fructose metabolic process; sucrose biosynthetic process. Gene Ontology annotation, molecular function: fructose 1,6-bisphosphate 1-phosphatase activity. The transcript has 7 exons. The coding region runs from base 158 to 1177 and encodes 339 amino acids. The record is from RefSeq and is a predicted model, not a curated record.
UUAGGAUCACACAGUCUCAGCAGCAUUUUAUUAGAUACAACUGGACAAGCACUCACAGGGUUGUAGGCUGCUAAAGCUGCUGCACAGAGGAACCAGUAUUUUCAUUUUGGUGUACUGUCGUUUUUGGGUAGCACAAGGAACUUUUUAUUCAAGCAAAAUGUCUGACAGGAGCCCCUUUGAGACUGACAUGCUCACCCUUACCCGGUAUGUCAUGGAAAAGGGACGACAGGCCAAGGGUACAGGGGAGCUGACACAACUGCUAAACUCCAUGCUGACUGCAAUAAAGGCCAUUUCAUCUGCUGUGAGGAAGGCUGGAUUGGCUCACAUGUUUGGCAUUUCGGGAAGUGUCAAUGUGACUGGGGAUGAGGUGAAGAAACUGGAUGUGCUAUCCAAUGAUCUUGUGAUUAAUAUGCUGAUAUCCUCAUAUUCAACUUGUGCUAUGGUUUCGGAAGAAAACAAGGAAGUUAUUAUAACUCCAAAAGAUAUGAGGGGGAAAUACAUUGUUUGCUUCGAUCCCCUUGAUGGUUCAUCCAACAUUGAUUGCUUAGCCUCAAUUGGCACAAUAUUUGCUAUUUAUCGAAAGACAACGGAAACAGAACCAUGCGAGCAAGAUGCCCUACAACCUGGACGUGACAUUGUAGCAGCAGGCUAUGCGCUAUAUGGAAGUGCAACACUUGUAGCACUGUCUACUGGUCAAGGAGUGGAUUGUUUCAUGUUGGAUCCUGCUCUAGGAGAAUUCAUUUUAGUUGAAAAAAACGUGAAAAUUAAAAAGAAGGGAAAGAUUUACAGUCUCAAUGAGGGAUAUGCCAAGCACUUUGAUCCGGCAAUAACAGAGUAUUUACAAAACAAGAAGUUCCCUGCGGAUGGAAGCUCUCCAUAUAGCUCCAGAUAUGUUGGCUCCAUGGUUGCAGAUGUUCACAGGACUUUAGUGUAUGGUGGGAUCUUCAUGUACCCAGCCAAUGAAAAGAGCCCAAAAGGAAAGCUCCGCCUUCUUUACGAGUGUAAUCCAAUGGCCUUUAUCAUUGAGCAGGCAGGGGGAAUGGCAACAACUGGAACCCAGCCAGUGCUGGAUGUACAGCCUGAGACAAUUCAUCAGAGGGUACCGCUAGUUCUUGGCUCUCCAGAUGAUGUACAAGAGUACUUGGCCUGUGUGAAGAAACACCAGAAGAGCAGCUAAUUGCUGAGUGUACAACUGUAGUGUUUGUCUUUCCUGUACACUUCAUGCCGUGAAUAUGUGUUCUGGACUGCUUUCCUGGCAUAUUGCAUUUUCUCAGUAUCCUGUCUUGUUUUAUUAUCGGUAAAACACUGCAGAACAAACAGUCAGUACUGUCCUUUGCAUAGUUUUUCGGUUACUGGCAGUAAUGAAAAAUACAUACAGUAAGUGGGCUGCUCCUUCUGUCUGGUUCCAAUUGUCUGGUUGUUUUGCUAAUUGCUGUUUUUUGCUUUAGCUCCUCUUAAAAGAUCAUAUAAAUUAAUGAAGGGAUUAAAAUAAGAUAACCCUGAUUGAAGGAAAAUUCCAGUGAGCAGGAGCUUCCUGAAAACAGUAUAAUUUUUUUAAUUACUUUUGCAAAUUAGUUAGAUCAUCUGUUGUAAGGGCUAAGUCCACCUUUUACAAUAAAAAAAAGUUUUGCAUGAAAAA